CUCAGCUUUUAACGUCCGGGAUAUCUGUACAAGUCUCUGGUGGAGACAGUAAUCAGAGCUCAGGUUCCCAGGCCUGUUUCAUUAAAGAGAUUGUUGGUAUCCUGGAAAGAAAAAAAAAAUUAGACAUAGAGGAAAAGCUGACUUGUGCCAAGCCAAGCACCACAGCAUGGAACCACAGGUUACUCUAAAUGUGAGUUUUAAAAAUGAAACUCAAAGCUUUCUGGUUUCCGAUCCAGAAAAUACAACUUGGGCUGAUGUCGAAGCAAUGGUAAAAGUUUCAUUUGAUCUGAACACUAUUCAGAUAAAAUACCUGGAUGAGGAAAAUGAAGAGGUAUCUAUCAACAGUCAAGGAGAAUAUGAAGAAGCACUUAAGAUGGCAGUUAAGCAGGGAAACCAACUUCAGAUGCAAGUCCAUGAAGGCUACCGUGUCGUUGAUGAAGCUCCACCCCCAGUUCUAGCAGAAAAACCGCCAGUUUCGAGGACAGGGAAAAAGCCACUUGCACAUUAUUCUUCACUGAUGAGAGUCUUGGGAUCAGACAUGAAGACCCCAGAGGAACCUGCACCACAGCAGUUUCCGCUUGCUCCAUCUGACGCAGACCAGCCUCAAGACAGGCCCCCAGACUGGUUCACAAGCUACCUGGAGACAUUCAGAGAACAAGUGGUUAAAGAAACUGUUGAGAAACUUGAACAGAAAUUACAUGAGAAGCUUGUCCUCCAGAACCCAUCCUUGGGCUCCUGUCCCUCAGAAGUCUCAAUGCCUAUUUCAGAGGAAACACUGUUUUUGCCAGAAAACCAGUUCAAUUGGCAUAUUUCUUGUAGCAGCUGUCAACGGAGGAUCUUUGGUGUGCGCUACCAGUGCAGCCUAUGCCCAUCCUACAAUAUCUGUGAAGAUUGUGAAUCGGGACCCUAUGUCCAUGACUCCAACCAUGUCCUGCUGAAGUUGCGGAGACCUGUUGUGGGUUCCUCUGAAUCGUUCUCUCACUCAAGGUUCUCUACUCCUCGUCUUCCUGCUGCUCUGGAACAAGCCAGGCUCCAGAAGCAGGUUGACAAGAAUUUUCUUAAAGCAGAAAAGCAAAGGUUGCGAGCUGAGAAGAAACAGCGUAAAGCAGAGGUCAAGGAACUUAAAAAGCAGCUUAAACUCCGCAGGAAGAUUCAUCUGUGGAAUUCCAUCCAUGGACUCCAGAGCCCCAAGUGUCCCUUGGGCCGACCUGAGAGCUUACUGCAGUCUAACACCCUAAUGCUCCCUUUGCAACCCUGUGCCCCAGUUAUGCCAACCCUCAGUGCAGCAUUUGUGGAUGAGAAUUUGCCUGAUGGGACUCACCUUCAGCCAGGAACCAAGUUUAUCAAACACUGGAGGAUGAAAAAUACAGGAAAUGUAAAGUGGAGUACAGAUACAAAGCUCAAGUUCAUGUGGGGAAACCUAACUAUGGCUUCGACAGAAAAGAAGGAUGUUUUGGUCCCCUGCCUCAAGGCUGGCCAUGUGGGAAUUGUGUCUGUGGAGUUCAUUGCCCCAGCCUUGGAGGGAACAUACACUUCCCACUGGCGGCUUUCUCACAAAGGCCAGCAGUUUGGACCUCGGGUCUGGUGCAGUAUCAUAGUAGAUCCUCUCUGCUCCACAGAAAGCUCUGAUAACAUUGAAAAGAGCAUGAAUAACUCAAGCAAAACUGGUGAUCUCACCUGCCAGCAAGAGGAAACUUUUCUUCUGGCUAAAGAAGAAAUUCAGCUUGGGGCAACUGAACAGACAGAAGGGACAGGAACCUACAUCCCACAGAAGACAAAAAAUGUUGCCAGCGAGAGGGAGCUCUACAUCCCAUCUGUGGACCUUUUAACUGCCCAGGAUCUGCUGUCCUUUGAGCUGUUGGAUAUUAACAUUGUCCAAGAAUUGGAGAGAGUGCCCCAUAACACCCCUGUAGAUAUGACUCCCUGCAUGUCUCCUCUGCCACAUGACAGCCCUUUAAUAGAGAAGCCAGGCUUGGGGCAGAUACAGGAAGAGAGUGAAGGGGCGGGACUUAAAGCUCUCUCUGAUUCCACGGCAUCAGUAAAGAGGAGGGCUGAGAAUAUUACUUCAGUGGAGGAGGCAGAAGAUGACCUGAGUGGGACCCAGUUCGUGUGUGAGACUGUAAUCCGAUCUCUUACCUUGGAUGCUGCCCCAGACCACAACCCACCUUGCAGACAGAAGUCUCUGCACAUGAAAUUUGCCUCACCUGAGGAAGGACCACUUGGAGAUGAGAGAGAGGAGAUGGUCCAUAUCUCUGAGGAAGAGGCUAUUGUGGAGGAGGAGGAAGAGGAUGAGGAGGAUGAGCUCAAAGACGAAGUUCAGAGUCAGUCCUCUGCUUCUUCAGAGGAUUACAUCAUCAUCCUGCCUGAAUGCUUUGACACCAGCCGCCCCCUGGGGGACUCCAUGUACAGCUCUGCCCUCUCACAGCCAGGCCUGGAGCGAGGGGCUGAAGGCGAGCCUGGGAUUGAGGCUGGGCAGGAACCAGUCGAGGCUGGGGAAGCACCCCCUGGAGGGGAGACCCAGCUGCAGGGGUACAGCAUCAAUGACAUCCUCAUGACCUCACAGACUCUGGAUACAGUGCCACUCACCCCAGAGGUGGUGGGCCCUCCACCACGGCUGCCCAGGAGCCUGCCUUGUGCACAGCAUCAUGGCUCCCCAGGAGUGGAUUUACCGGUUACCAUACCAGAAGUUUCUUCAGUCCCUGAUCAGAUCAGAGGAGAGCCCAGAGGCUCAUCAGGACUUGUAAACAGCAGACAGAAGAGCUAUGACCACUCAAGGCACCACCACCAUGGGAGCAGCAUUGCCGGGGGACUGAUGAAGGGGGCUUUGUCAGUUGCUGCUUCUGCGUACAAGGCCUUGUUUGCUGGACCACCAGUCACUGCACAGCCAAUAGUUUCGGAAGAUCAGACAGCAGCCCUGAUGGCCCAUCUCUUUGAAAUGGGAUUCUGUGACAGGCAGCUGAACCUGAGGCUGCUGAAGAAACACAAUUACAACAUCCUGCAGGUUGUGACAGAACUUCUUCAGGUCAACAACAACGACUGGUACAGCCACCGCUAUUGAGAAGUGACCAUGUAUUAAAUAACUUUGCCUGCUGCUCAGAGAUGAUCUCUAUUGUCAUUGGGGUGUGGGGCAGAAGCCCUUGCUUAUUUUUUAAUCUGAUGAAUAUGUAUAGAGCCCAUGAUUGGAUUGUCAAGACAAUACCUGUAUUACAUUAUUUUUUGGAGCAAAUCAAAGACCAGACGUAAAUUUUCACUUUAAACAUUGAAUGAAUAGUAGAAAGACAGCUUUUCAGUUGAUUUGGAUAAAACUCCUUUCUCCAUUUUAGUGCGUUGGAGAGUAUAACUUGAACUUCUUAUACCAUUUUUCUCUUGCUUGUAUUGAAGUUGAGUAUUUUUCUUGGUUAAUGCAGAUGUUUGUAUGGGGUUAUAUGUUAUUAAUUGUCAAUUUUUAAAAGAAAUUAACCCUGAGCCCUAGCUGGUUUGGCUCAAUGAAUAAGAGUGUCGGCCGACAGACUGAAGGGUCCCAGUUUCGAUUCCAGUCAAGGGCACAUGCCCAGGUUGCGGGCUCGAGCCCCAGUAGGGGGCAUGCAAGAGGCAGCCAAUCAAUGAUUCUAAUCAUUGAUGUUUCUCUCCCUCUCCCUUCCUCUCUGAAAUGAAUAAAAAUAUAUUUUUAAAAAAGAGAGAACGAAAAGAAAUUAACUUUGAAAGUUGUUUUCAAGAAUUACUUAUAAUUUCUCUAUCCUAUCCCAAGGCUUAGCUAUGUGGUAUUAAACUGAUACCCAGAGCAUGAUAGGAAUGUUACUGUUCCUUUCUCAAAGAGAAAGUAAUUUCCUGCAAGACUUAGUAAUUGGCAUGUUGUUUUUUAAAGAGCCCAUUGAUGAAUUUAAGAAUAUCUGCCUUCUGGGUUUCUACACUUCAGUGAAAGGAGAGGGGAGUGUGCUGAUUAAACCACCAGCCCCUUUUCAGCAGUGUCUAUUGUAAUUUUACAUACAUUUUUCUUUUAUUUAAGGGAGAAAAAAUUAGGUAGUGUGAAAUAUUUUGCUAAUCCUAUAGAGCAGGGGUGGGGACCCUUUUUCUGCCAAGGGCCAUUUGGAUAUUUAUAACAUCAUUCUCGGGUCAUACAAAAUUAUCAGCUUAAAAAUUAGCCUGCUAUACUUGGUCAAACAUUUAAUCAACUCACCCCUACUGCCUUGGCAGGGCCAGACCCAAUGAUUUCCCGGGCCUUAUACGGCCAGAGGGCUGGACCUUCCCCACCCCUGCUAUAGAGGAAGGAAAAAACUCUUCUAUUAAAGGGAAGGAAAAUUUAACUUUACCUUUUUUCUAUGUCAGGGCAGAUUUUAUGUACAGUAGUUGGGUGGGGAGAUAGAAAUAGGAAAAGUGAAAAGCAGGCUCCUGUGUUAAUCUUGGCAAAGUUCAAGGGUGGGCAAAUGAGUAUGUGUGAGGCAUAGGAGAUCCUGAUGACUUCUGGAGGUUUGGAAUCUAUUCAAGGGUACCGAGCCCUAGAGUCUAGAACAGAAAAGAGAGGCUGGUGUUUUGCAAAACUUGGAUGGGGACAAACACUGAACGUUUUUGGCCCAGGAUGAGUGGAGAAGAGCUUGCUUCCGUGGGUGCAGGCCAUCCCUUUGUUUGCAGAAGAGCGUCUGUGAGAAAUAAGGCGAGCCCCCACACUGUGGGUCCUGGUAGAACCCAAACAUACUCGGGAGCCAGGCAGCAAGGCAAAUCCCUUUACUUCUACCAGAGGGUGUGCACGCCUGGUCUGGAAGCAUGUGCCCACGAGCAGGUGGUCUGCUUGGCUUUAUAACCCCUGACCUCUUGACUGGAGCUCUGGCACACAGCCAUUACAAUUAGCUAAUUCAAAGGGAGGGGUUGGCUUUUGGGGUUCAAGAUGCGGCCCCAGGGGAGCUGCAAGCCACAUGGCCAACAUGGGGCCUGCCAGUCACGCAGCCCAACGUGGGGCUGUCUAUAAACUGUUCUCUGACAGAAAAGGUGGCUUGUUUAUUCUCGCAAGUCUUGGGUACAGUUGGUGAAGAAAGAGGUUACCAAAAAAAAAAACAAAACACUAAAA
This is a messenger RNA of Myotis daubentonii (Daubenton's bat), 5062 nucleotides long. It is a transcript of the gene NBR1, whose product is annotated as NBR1 autophagy cargo receptor. NCBI's taxonomy places the organism in Eukaryota, Metazoa, Chordata, Mammalia, Chiroptera, Vespertilionidae. Gene Ontology annotation, biological process: macroautophagy. The transcript has 21 exons. The record is from RefSeq and is a predicted model, not a curated record. The coding region runs from base 167 to 3058 and encodes 963 amino acids. Gene Ontology annotation, cellular component: phagophore assembly site. Gene Ontology annotation, molecular function: zinc ion binding; ubiquitin binding.